UUGCUUCUUUAGCAGGGUCUACCUAAAAUAGUUUUUGUUCUGCCGCUGGUGGAUUUCGGCAUCCAAAAUUCUGGUGCGCAAAAGAAAAAGAAAAAAAGUGCCCGAGUCGAAGUUUGUGAUUCAGAGACCCAAAGCCCAUCGAGUCUGAGAUCGAUGGCUUUAAAUCCAUUUUCUGUUCGAUAUCUCGAUCCCUUAUCUAUCUCAAGUUCGCCCACAUGACAGCUCUGUUUCUUCUCUUAGGCGUGCGUAAAAGGGCUGGGUUUCAAGAGCCAAACAUGCGUCCGUACUGAUCUAAAACUCUGACAGCUCCUGACCCCGCGGCCGCUGCGCGUCUGGCGUACUGCGAUUAGGAAGAAAAAUGAUGUCACGCGAAGCCACAAGGGGACCUGGGAUUUACCAAAUACCUUUCAGUUGAGCAGGAGUCCUGCCAAGUAAGGAACAACCUCCUCCUCCUCCUCUCUUCCUCUUCCAGCGGCGACAAGUGCAGAGAAUCGACGGAAGAGAAUUGAGCAAAUUAUCUCCUUCUCUGCGCUCCUUCCUGGACGGUAACGAUCGACGAGGUCUCGGCUCUCCGCACGCCGUCAUCGAGCGAUCCACGGCCGCCCUGACUGUCGUCAAUAAGCGGGGGGGACGGGGCCGGCAUCGGGAGGGGGGGUUCCUCGGCAGAUGAUGCCCUUUCCUGCGGGCCGGUGAGGAGCAGCUCCGACCCCCGGCUUCCCUCCAGCAGCUUCUUGUUGCUGUUGUCGCGGCGCGUUUGAUGCGGAGGUGAUGGACGGUCCUCUCCGCCGCCCAGCGGGGAUCCUCGGCUCCCCCCCGGCUUCUGGGAGCCAGCCCGCGGGCUCCGACAUGCUCACCUCCGGCGGCAGCAGCAGCAAGCCUCUCGCUUUCUCCAUCGACCGGAUUAUGGCCAGGACGCCCGAGCCCAAGUCGAUACCGCUCCCCAGCUGGUUCCAGCCCUCUCCCGUGGGGAAACCCGACGUCUGUCCGUCCUCGCUGCACUGUAUGAUCCCGCUGGUGCCGCUCGGGUAUGAGCCGGGCCACCGGCUUAGCAUCACCGGGCUGGAUCCGGGCCACUUCGAUGCGUCUUCUGUCUCCGCUCCCGCAGAGUUUUUGGGCUUUGGGUUGAACUAUAAGAACCAGCAGGAGGACUCCGCUGUGAGCCAGACCGCUGGCCAGUACAAACUCUUCAGACCCCGAGUGGUGAACCAGUCCUCCUUCCCCACCAUGGGCACCGUGUGUUACCUGAACUGCAGCGGGGACGGCGGUGCGUGUCCCCCGCCGGCCGGCCUGGUCAACCUGCACCCGAUGGCCUCGUACCUGCUCACCGCCCGACACAAAGCCUUCAUGGCGGAGAAAAGCAAGCCGGGCCUCCAGCAGGCCGGGGACCGGUACCCGGUGUCCGGCGUGCAGGCCUUCAAGGAGCUGUCUCAGAGCCAGAUCCAGCACUACAUGAAGGAGCGGGACCAGAUCCUCACCGACAAGAUCUUCAAGGGCUCCGCGGCGGCCGCGGCGGCGGCGGCCCGGCUGAACGGCUCGUGUCCCGGCAGCAAGCCCAAAGUUUUCACCUGCGAGGUCUGCGGCAAGGUGUUUAACGCGCACUACAACCUGACCCGUCACAUGCCCGUUCACACCGGCGCCAGGCCCUUCGUCUGCAAGGUGUGUGGGAAAGGCUUCCGGCAGGCGAGCACGCUGUGCCGGCACAAAAUCAUCCACACUCAGGAAAAACCGCACAAGUGCAAUCAAUGCGGGAAGGCCUUCAACCGCAGCUCCACCCUCAACACGCACACGCGCAUCCACGCGGGAUACAAACCAUUCGUGUGCGAGUUUUGCGGGAAAGGAUUUCAUCAGAAAGGAAACUACAAGAACCACAAGCUGACGCACAGCGGGGAGAAGCAGUUCAAGUGCUCCAUCUGCAGCAAGGCGUUCCACCAGGUGUACAACCUCACCUUCCACAUGCACACACACAACGACAAGAAGCCCUUCACCUGCCCCACCUGCGGCAAGGGCUUCUGCAGGAACUUUGACCUGAAGAAACACAUCAGGAAGCUGCAUGACCCCGCCGGCCCCCAUUCGCCGCCGCAGGCCUGAACAAGGACUUUUGACUUUUCUGAGCCCAUAGAAAGGAUCAAAGAAAAAAACAGAAUCAAAUCAAAACAGCAGAGGCUGAGAUAUCUCGAGUUUUAGUCCCAACUCUUUUUAAGCCUCAACAGAUCCUACACUUCCCACAAUGCAAUUGAACUGAGUCUUUUGACUGGACUUAGACCAGUGACUUUCAGACUUGUAGGUUUUUCUGCUGUAAAUGUAUGGUCUCCAUGCCAAGGUGAGAUAACCCUGAUGACAUCACUGUGACAUCAUCAGGGUUAUUUUCUACUCUACGCAGACGGCAGUCACAAAGACGUGUUUUCGCAGGCUGAGGACGGUGACUAAUAAACUCAUUUUUGUGUGUAGAAUUGGCCCCUUUAUAAAUUUAAACCCCUUUGACUGACACAGAAGUUAACCAGUUGUGUCCUUUAGGGGCCCUUCUGAAAUGACCUUCAUAGAGUUAAACUUGGGUUUAUCUCAGACAAAAGUUGACACUGGUGAAGCUUCAAAAGGACACGUUUUUAUAUGAAACCUUUAAAAUCCAGCAGUAAUUUGUCACAUUACAUCAAAAUCUGAUUCAUAUUUACUUCAGCUGAGAGUCAGUUAAGCUCAAGUAAAAUAUUUUGUAUGAGCUUCGUGUAUGUUUUGGUCUGUCAUUAUCUAAACACAGAGUUCUACGGGUGACAGACGUUACAUUUGUACAAAUUUCCCUGAAUGCAACCCAGAAGAAACACAUGAGGGGACCCCGUCCUCAACUCCUCUAGUCGCCUCUCAGGCCUGUUGACCCCAGACUUGACCCUUCCCAUUGAACUUGACCCUACAAAAGCCAUCCGGAUGCCUCCUAACCCCAUCAGGCUCCACAGUGGACCUCCUCCAACCUGACCCCGAGCCCUGAACCUCUGAUCCCUCUGGCCCUGACGCCGGCGUGGAAAGUGACUGGAGAAAACGUCCAACUCUUGUUGAACUGAGGAUACUUCAUAGAGGACGAACUGAACUUUCCUGCCCUCUGAUUAUUACUCAAUUAUAUUAUGACGGUGGCUAAUUGUUAUAUUAUUAGUCAUCGUGAUUAUUUAGUUUUCGUUAUUUUUCAGUUGCAUCUCAGGAUGUGAGAUUGAUGAACCCUGAGGCCAGAGAUGCUGAAGAGAUG
This is a messenger RNA of Scatophagus argus, 3229 nucleotides long. RefSeq names its product FEZ family zinc finger 1 (gene fezf1). The coding region runs from base 769 to 2088 and encodes 439 amino acids. The record is from RefSeq and is a predicted model, not a curated record. Gene Ontology annotation, cellular component: nucleus. NCBI's taxonomy places the organism in Eukaryota, Metazoa, Chordata, Actinopteri, Scatophagidae. The transcript is spliced from 4 exons.